Molecule: messenger RNA, 1147 nt
Organism: Zingiber officinale
Lineage: Eukaryota; Viridiplantae; Streptophyta; Magnoliopsida; Zingiberales; Zingiberaceae
Product: protein YIPF5 homolog
Exons: 1
Coding region: 84-854 (256 amino acids)
Biological process (GO): vesicle fusion with Golgi apparatus; endoplasmic reticulum to Golgi vesicle-mediated transport
Cellular component (GO): membrane; trans-Golgi network
Source: RefSeq, a predicted model, not a curated record
UUCUUAUUGAACUCUUUUUGGGUUAUCACGGAGUUUGGAUCGGAAACAAAAACCUCCGGAUUCUUUACUCAGCGCGUUGCGUGAUGGCCAAGGAAUUCUCCGUCCCGCCGGUGGUCUUUCCCUCCGCCGGAACAACCGGCGUUCCCCAUCAGCGCCGCGCGCCAGGGGCAGCGGCAUCGCCCUUCCACCCCCCGCGCCCCUCCAACGCUGGCCCCGCCAACCCUAGCAUCCCCUUCAUGUCAUUCGACAUCGGAUCCGCCCCUCCCGCCUCCUCCUUCUCUGCCCCAGUAUUCGCCCCCUCCGGUGGCGCGCUCUCAGUAUCCGGCUCCUUCGACGACGAACUGCCCCUCCUCGAGGAGCUCGGUAUCAACACCCGCCAGAUCUGGCGCAAGACUCUCUCGAUCUUGAACCCCUUCCGGUUGAACGCUAGUCUUCACGAGGACGCCGACCUCUCUGGUCCCUUUCUGUUCGUCAUGGCCUUCGGCCUCUUCCAGCUUCUGGCCGGCAAGUUCCAUUUCGGAAUCAUCUUAGGGUGGGUCACGGGCGCCGCUCUCUUUCUCUACGUGGUCUUCAAUAUGCUCGCGGGACACAAUGGAAAUUUGGAUCUGUAUCGGUGCUUGAGCCUGAUUGGGUACUCCAUGCUGCCGAUGGUGAUUUUAUCAGCAUUGUCACUUUUUGUGCCCCAUGGCGGCAUUGUGAUCUUCUCGAUUGCUGCGGUUUUCGUGCUAUGGUCUACGAGAAUCUGCACGGCACUUCUGGUGGAGUUGGCGGCCUGCGGGAAUGAGAACCGUAGUCUCAUAGCCUACGCUUGCUGGCUCGUCUACAUGCUUUUCGCGCUGCUCAUUAUUUUUUGAUUCUUGGUGAGAAUUUUACAGCUUUGCUGUUGCCUACUUGCCCUACAUUUUUUUUUACUUUAAAUUCUGAAUCUACAUGGUCAUAUUUUAUUGUAAAAAUAUCUGUUUUAGCUAGGAAUGUUCUCGGUGAUUCAUAUUUUUAUCAUAACUAUUGAGUAAUUUCUAUGCUUGUAAUUGGAUUGAUGAUGUAAUAAAAAAUUAGAAACACCAUUUGUAAUUUCUUUAUGUGAUUAUUGGAUAGUAUUUGCUUGUAUUUCUCAAAUUGUAAUAAGAAUUUAAUUUCCUUUUACAUA